Sphaeroforma arctica JP610 is the source of this 183-nucleotide messenger RNA. RefSeq lists its product as hypothetical. The record is from RefSeq and is a predicted model, not a curated record. The transcript is spliced from 2 exons. Lineage: Eukaryota; Ichthyosporea; Ichthyophonida. The annotation marks the transcript as partial.
GUAACUACAUGAACUGUUCCGUGAAGGGGGCGACGGAAGUGACCGGCUUUCAACUGAGUUUUCUGACUAAGCUCACGGGGACCAAAACACAGGACAACAAAGGCACUCUGCUGGACUUCCUGAGCGAGAUGCUGACCAAAAAAGGAAUCACGCCCACGAGCUUGGAAGACGAAAUCCCUAAUG